CUUUAGGUGGCCAGUCUACGGCAAAGGAUAGGGCAAUGACAUCGUAAUUCGCCCUGGCUCUUGCCCGCUUCCGGAUACUGGCAUAAUUUCUUAACAGUUGGCACGUUACAGUAUCGUAAGAUCCUUAGCACAGCUUGCAAAAGACACUUGGCUCUGUAAUAGCUUGGUUGACGGCCCCCUUACGACCUCGCUUCCUUAAUUUGCUUGAUCUUUAGGGAUAAUAAGCUAUUAGCGUUGUGUUAUCAGGCACAGAGGAGAGGGGGAGGCUGGGUUCCCCCGGCCUAGGCACUUCCUCCUCAUGUCGGUUUUGUCUGUGCCAUCCCCUGUCCUGGCGAAACGUCAUUUUGACGAGGGAGAAGCUGGCGAGGGCUGCGACCGGCAGCUUGGCGGCAAGCGGUCUCGCCAGCAUUACAGUCCCGCAGCUGCCCGCUGCGUACAGUUUGCUGCAGGCGGGCUGCAUGCCGUGGCACCGACCACUUUGUCAGCAUUACUCGCUCUCUUCCCUGGCAUGGAUGAGCGCACUGUCUCCAAUGUGCUGUCGGAAUGCGGCAACAAUAUAGACGCAGCAAUUAGGCGACUGGGCGAGCUGCGGCUGUCAGCGGCAGGAGAAGCAGCCUCGACACAGCCAGCUCCAACCGGCGCCGCGCCAACGCACCACACGGCUGACGCGGGAGCCCCAGGCACGCCCCAGGCUGCCACCGGCAUCCCCACCCCCGCAGCUCUGGAUCCCGAAUCCAACGCAGCGGGCAGCAGCGGCGGUCCAGCCACUGCGGAGCAAUGGGUGGAGGUCCUAGUCGCUGAGAUGUCCGCAGCCUCGGACAUGACCGACGCCCGGAACCGUGCAGCGGGCUUCCUCCGGCAGUUCGAGGCCUUCGUCGCGCGCUUUGUACGGCAGCAGCAGCAACAGCAGGCUGCUAGCAGCGCUGCGGACCCCUCGGCGGCCUCCGCCUCGGACGCUUCCCUUGCCGCCCGCGCUGCGAAGCUGGCUGAGGAGAAUGCGGUGCUGAAGAAGGCGGUGCAGAUCCAGCAUCGGCAGCUGCAGGAGCGUGCAGGGCAGGACGGUGAGGUGGCACAGUUGAAGGCUCUGCUGGCGCAGUAUCAGGAGCAGGUCCGUACGCUCCAAGUCAACAACUACUCCCUUACGCUGCACCUGCAAAAGGCCACCAACUCGGGCUUUGUCAACAGCCCGCGCAACCCAGACGUCUUCUAAGCGCGCGGACAUUGCUGUUGCUACUGCUGGUACGGCAGAUGUGUGUUGUGCUGGUCACGAUGUGGUGGUUAGGCCGGACGGACAGGCGUGGGCUUGGACCUGCAGGCGAGCGGCGAGGAGCGGAGUGCCACCAUGUGGGGGUAGUACACAUGGCUGCCUGCAGUGCGUGCAGUUGACACCUGGGCCCAUGUGGUACGGGAAAAGAGCAGCGCGAAUGUGUGAAGCAAUUGUAGAGCUCAGCAGCGGGGCAGCUUUGGAGGCGGAGGGGUAUUGUCAACACGGGUACCCGGAGGAUUGUUGAAGUAGGAAGAAGAAAAGUACAAAAGGGUCAGGAUGCCAGGAGGGGCGAAUACAAAGGUAGGGAUGCGGAACAGCAUGGCGCUGAUUUGGGUCGUGGGGGGACACGACACACGGGUUGUAUUGUAGAAGGUUUGCCAAGAGGGGGUAACGGUGGGUUUGCUUCUUGCGCUGGGUAAGCCAGUUUGAUACGUCGAUGUGCUUGGAGGGUAGACCAAGGCACUUGGGAGCGGGAAGCAUGUGCUGGGGCGUAAGUGUAUGCAGACGGGGUUAUUGGGAACGACUUUGCUGUUGGGAUCAGUCGUGGUGUUGGUUGUCCAGGCGCCUUUGUCGCCUGUCAGCCGUGUGCCGUGUGGUGCAUGCUGGUACGUCCUGCUACUACAGCUGCUAUCCUCGCGGCAUUCUGCAGUGUAGGCCAUUGCGCUGGCACUCCAGACGCUAUCCUGCAGUGCAUAACCUAAAGUGUGCAGUUAGUCAGGGCUCAAAUGGAGGUGGGUCAACCUUUCAGACAGGUUGUUUGUUUGUCGUCCUUAGAAAAGCUAAAUGAUGGGUUCUUUUCGAAACACUGACAUUCUUCAUAUUGUUCUGGAGACAAGUCUCCGUUUAGUUCCGUCAUACAGAGGAGGGGGGUUGUAGAGGUCAGUUUUUUGCGUAUCAUGUCGUAGGGAAUUGGGUAUGGGAAAUGUGCUUUGUCAAGCUGUUUCCUGCGGGGCUUUUAUCCUGAGUUGCUUAGGAAAGUGCCGCAUGCAUGGGGCACGGCUGCCCUUGUAUCAGUAUGGUAAUUUGCACAAUUCCGGGGCGUUCUUGGGCGGUUUCUCGUGCAAAGUUGAUGUCCGAUCAUAUACGGAAGUAGAGUAAGGCGCACUUGGGCGCACAUUAAUUAACGCCGUUCCUGCGGCUGUCUGGGUGUACGUGCCCUCAACGGACACGACGCGUUCCCGCGUGGGCCCCAUAAGCCCCGGGGUGCGUUUGUGGAACACCCGUAACCAAGCCAUGGAGCCAAUCACUCGUGCACUGUAAGGCAGGCGA
Molecule: messenger RNA, 2536 nt
Organism: Astrephomene gubernaculifera
Lineage: Eukaryota; Viridiplantae; Chlorophyta; Chlorophyceae; Chlamydomonadales; Astrephomenaceae
Source: the annotation of a GenBank genome assembly